AUGUCUUUUGAUUUAUCAGGAAUAUUUAGAAUGGAUAGCAAACCAAAUAUAUUUUUAACCUUAUACGUGCUGGCAACAUUCGCAUUAAUAGCCAGCGCUGCAAGUCAUCCAACCAGUUUUGAUAAUUUUCAAGAAAAUGAACAUAGUAAUAAUGCCGAUUCGAUUUCCAAAUUCAACGGUAACUGUAAUAUUAUAGCUAUGGUGGAAGAGGAUGUCCAAAAAAUUGUUUUAAAUGCCGGUGAUAUUAAUGUGAACGUAACUUCUAUACGGGCAGAUGGUGUUGAAAUUGGUUUUACAAAUUUCUAUAUAAAUAAUAAAACAGAGACCCUCGUAAUCUCUUUAAUAGAGAGUUUAAAGGCUGAGAGUUCUAUCGAAAUCUCAUUAAGUUUCGAUGGAAAAUUACGUGAUGACAUGGUAGGUUUUUACAAAAGUUCUUAUUAUGACGAAAAAGGCAACCAAAGAUGGCUGGCUUCCACUCAAUUCGAGUCAACACAUGCAAGACAUGCUUUUCCUUGCUUCGACGAGCCGGAAUUCAAAGCUAAAUUCAUAAUAAAUAUUCAAGUGCCUGAAGGUUACAGUUGCCUGAGUAAUAUGGAUUUCCAAUUUGAUAACAAGACAAAUGAGUAUGCAUUUAAAAAAACCCCAAAAAUGUCAACGUAUCUCGUAGCUUUCGUGAUUUCUGAUUUUAAAGCUUAUUCAACUAAUGACGAUAAUGUAAAAAUGUGGGCUCGACCAAAUGCUAUUUCACAAACCGUCUAUAGCCAAAAAAUUGGCGUCAAAACUCUUCAAGCAUUCAGCGAAUUAUUUAAUGUAAGUUAUUGGAAGUACAUGCCUAAAAUGGAUAUGGUAGCGGUGCCAGACUUUUCAGCUGGCGCCAUGGAAAAUUGGGGUUUAAUUACCUAUCGUGAGACAGCUGGUCUUUAUGACGAGAAACACUCAUCUGAUAUAACCAAGCAAAGUGUCGCCUCAGUCAUUGUUCAUGAAUGUACUCACAUGUGGUUCGGUAAUCUCGUCACACCCGAAUGGUGGACUUACCUUUGGCUGAGCGAAGCUUUCGCCAGGUACUAUCAGUAUAUGGGAACCGACAUGAUAGAGAAAAACUGGAAAAUGAGCGAACAAUUCAUAGUAGAGCAAUUCCAAACAGCUAUGGUUGCUGAUUCUGCAGAAGAUUCUAAGCCAAUAACCAGACAGGACAGUGAUAUGAUUACACCAAUACAAAUCGGUACUGCAGGUGGUAUUAUCACUUAUAAUAAGGGGGCAAGUAUUGUACGUAUGAUGGAGAAAACAUUUGGAACAAAGAAAUUCAACGAGGCUCUUAAGGAUUACAUUCGAGAACGUCAAUCAAAAUCAGCCACACCUAAUGAUUUAUGGCAAGCUCUUGAAAAACAUGUCAACUAUAGUGUGGCAGCAAGAAUGAAUACUUGGACAAAACAGGCUGGUUAUCCGUAUAUUACAGUGACGAUUGAGUCAGAUAGGAUAAAAUUCAGACAAAAUCGAUUCCUUCUGAGUGAAAAUAAUUCUGUACAAGAGUACUUGUGGUCGGUGCCAAUAACAAUAUCAUCAUCGAGCAGCCCAACUAAUUCUACAGAACCAGUUUUCUGGCUAUCAAAACAAGAAGACAAUUAUACGAGGGACAAUACAAACGAUGAAUGGCUCAUAAUCAACGUGCAAUCUGCGGGCUUUUACCGUGUCAAUUAUGGUAAUUAUUGGAGCAAAAUAAACAAACUUUUGACAAGUGAUAAUUACAACAAAAUUCUUGUGGAAAAUCGUGCGGCGAUUGUCGAUGAUUUAUUUAAUCUCGCUAGAGCUCAGAUUAUCAAUUAUGAAUUAGUUUUUGAAGGUAUUGAAUAUCUCAAGAGAGAAAAGCAGUAUUUGCCCUUUAAGUCUGCCUUCACUAAUCUUGAUUAUUUAAUGAGAGUGACUGCUGGGAGCGAUGAUUACGAUGUUUUGAAAAACUACAUUAUGUUUCUGAUUAAGAAUAUUUACAAUGAAUUAACAUUCGACGAUAAACAAAAUGAUGAUCAAUUGACGAUUUUACUGCGACAAGAGCUUAAUACCAGGGCUUGUAAUUUUGAUGAAUCAUCGUGUAUCAAAAUCUCUCGGGACUACUUUGACGAGUGGAAAAAUAAAUUGAAGCCAGUACCAAAAAACCAACGAUAUGUAGUUUAUUGCACUUCUAUUAGACACGGAACGGACAAAGAUUGGGACUUUUUGUAUAACGAGUACAAAAAAACUAACGUUUCAGCUGAGGGAGUAAUUAUUCUGAGUGCACUUGGAUGUUCCCAAGAUCCUAUAAUACUGAAAAAAUACCUUCUCGAAGCUUUAUCGGGCUUUGAAACAAGCCGCAUUCGUAAGCAAGACAUUUCGAGUGUGUUCAGAGGCGUUUAUACGGCGAGUCUGAAAAACGCCGAAUUCAUGAUUGAUUUUGCCAAUGAUAAUUAUAAGGCUCUUCAUGAUUACUACAAAAAUUAUGACAUGGUCGGUAGUCUCAUUAAAGAUGCACUUGAAAGAUAUCCGAUCAAGAAACUGUUAAGAAAAGUUGAACAAAUCGUCGAAAUCAAUAACUCACAUAUAAAACCAAAUGUCGAGUCUAUCAUGAAAAGUUUGAAAUUUGUUGAACAAGAAAUAAACUUGUUCAGUAAGCAUUUACCUCCUGCAAUUGACUUGAUCAAACAAUCUGACCCGUCGAUUGAAAACACAGAUGCUUACCGUUUACCUGGCAAUGUCAUCCCAAGUAGUUAUGAUAUUUAUCUUCACCCACACAUCUCACCGGAGAAGAAAUUUAUGUUUAAUGGAAAAGUUAAGAUUGUUGCUAAAGUACAGAGGUCUACAAAAAAUAUAACUUUACACGCGGACCAACUUAGCAAUUUUAACAUAACAUUAUCAAAUAUCACAGACAAAAAAAAUCCUAUAGUUCUAAAAUUCUCUAACAUAUUACCAAGAGAGAAGUACAAUUUCAUUGACAUCGUUAUGGAAAAUCUCAUUAUAGCAGAAACUCCAAUCUCUAUUGAGAUCACAUAUACAGGAAUCCUAAAUACGGAAAUGCGAGGAUUCUAUAGAAGCUCGUACAAAACAGUAAACGGAAUAAGAUGGCUAGCUGCAACGCAAAUGGAGCCAACAAGCGCAAGAAGAGUUUUUCCCUGCUUUGAUGAACCCGCUCUUAAGGCCACCUUCUCUAUUAGUGUUCAGGCACCAAAAAAUUACAGCGUCAUUAGUAACACUGAACUUACAACCAAAGAAGACGGCCUUUACAAAUUUAAGACUACACCUCCAAUGUCAACGUACCUUGUGGCUGUAAUAGUAAGCGAUUUUAAGAAAAAAAGUUUUAAUGAUUCACAUCACAAAUACAGCGUCUACGCGAAUCCUUUGGUAUACAAUCAGAUAAAUUACGCAUUAAAAGUGAUGGUGCCAAUGACACAGUGGUUCGAAAAAAAACUCGGUCAUAACUAUUCGCUGAGCAAAAUGGACAUGAUUGCAUUACCCGACUUCAGUUCGGGUGCAAUGGAGAACUGGGGUUUACUGACCUACCGCGAGACGAAUUUGCUUUCCGAUCCAGUUAGAAUGUCAAGUCUUGCGAACAUACAGUCAAUUCGCAACGUCAUCGCCCAUGAGAUCACGCACCAAUGGUUCGGCGAUCUCGUUAGUCCACACUGGUGGGACUACCUUUGGCUCAACGAGGGAUUCGCACGAUACUUCCAAUGUCAUGCCUACACAGAGAAAGAAGCCGACUGGAAAUUGGAAACGCAAUUUGUAGUAGAUCAUCUGCAAACGUCGUUUUCUACAGAUGGCAAGGCAAACACACACCCAAUCACCCAUAAAGUUUACAGUCCUACUGAUAUUAGAGCAAUAUUCGACAGCAUAUCGUACGCCAAAGCCGCUAGUAUUAUCAGAAUGUUGGAGAAGCUAACUGGAUCCAAAAUAUUUUACAAUGCAUUAAAUAAAUAUCUCGAAGCACGUAAAUUUGAUGCAGCUAAACCAGAAGAUCUAUUCAAAGCUUUCCAAACUGAAAUUAACAACAGUCAAAUGAUGACCAAAUUUAACGUAACAGAAUUGAUGAAUAGUUGGACUCUACAAUCAGGUUUCCCAGUUUUGAAUGUGAAUUUCGAGAAUGAUGAAAUGGCUACGAUAACCCAAACUAGAUUUUAUUUGAACUCAAAAAAAGAAGACAAUAGUACUUGGGUGAUUCCAUUGUCGUGGACAACUGAAAGUAAUCCUAACUUUGAAGAUACAAAGAAAGUUACUUUCUUACAAGACCAAACUAAUACUGUAAAGAUCAAAAAAUCCAAAAAUGAGUGGGUCAUCCUCAAUUUACAGCAAAUGGGUUAUUUCAGGGUAAAUUAUGACGAAAAUAUGUGGAACCUUAUAAUCGAGGCACUUAAAUCAUCAAAAUACACAAAGAUCCAUGAAGUUAAUAGAGCAAAUAUUGUCGACGACCUUUUGCAUCUUGGUCGAGCAGGCUACAUUUCUUAUGACCUCGUGUUUUCUGGUUUGAGUUAUCUUACAAGUGAAACUGAGUAUGCACCUUGGAAGACAACUUUCACAGGCUUGACCUAUCUUACUCAUCGUUUUGCUGGCCAUAUGGAUAUCUACAAUGUGUAUAGGGACUUCUUGCUGCAACUUCUCGAGCCCAUUGUCAAACGACUUACGUUUGAAGAUAAAUACAAUGAUAGAUCCACUGAUAUUUUAUUAAGACAUCAUGCACUUAGUUGGCUUUGUAAUUUCAAUCAUGAAAGGUGCAUCGAAAAAGCUCUUGCGAGUUUCAAAAAGGAAAAAAUGUCAUCCGAUCUCGAGAGUGCUGUAGAACCAAAUAAACGUUCUUACGUCUACUGCACUGCCAUCAAAAAGGGAACUACAGAAGACUGGAACUACCUAUGGAAGAAAUUCGUCAAUUCGAAUUAUGCUAUUGAAAAGAUGUCAGCUCUUGGUGCUCUCGCAUGUUCUCAGGAUACACAACUUUUAAAUAUAUUAAUGGAUGAGACAAUAAAACAAAAUUCAGAAAUAAGACUUCAAGACGCAAAGACGGUCUUCUCAAAUAUUGUCAAUAGUGGUCUCGUUGGAGUGGAAACUGUUAUGGAUUAUAUACAAAAUAACUAUAAAAAAAUGAAAGAUUACUUUGGCGAUGAUAGUAUAGCCAAAUCGACUCUCACGACAAUAUCCAAACGAGUUUCAACGGAUCAACUUUUUAAAAAGUUUGAAGAACUAGUGCAAAAUAGUACACUUACAAUGCCUGAAUUAUCAAACUCUUUACAAUCAUCUUUGAAACGCGCCAAGGAGGAAAAAAAUUGGUUCUACGAAAAUACUCCCAAAAUAUUCAAAUGGUUGGACACUAACAGUAUCAAGAAUCAAGAAAAGGUUGACUAUCGCUUACUUACUUCUGCCAAGCCUAAGGAGUAUAAUAUUUUCUUGAAUACUUAUUUCGAAGAAAAUAAUUUUACUUUUGAUGGAGAAGUCAACAUCGACAUCGAACUUGACGCUCCAACAUUGCGCGUUAUGCUUCAUUCUCAUGAUUUGAAUAUUAAAAAUAUUAGUGCAGCUUCGGAAACAAAAAACUAUAACGUUGCAUACGAAUUACAUCCUUCUUCGCAAAAACUUAUAAUAUACUUUAAUGAGUCGCUGAAUACAGCAGUCACACUCAACAUUAAAUACGAGGGAGUAUUACGAGAUGAUAUGAGAGGAUUUUAUAGGAGUUCUUAUAUUGAUGAAAAAAACCAAACCAAAUGGCUAGCAAGCACUCACUUCGAGCCAACGUAUGCGCGUCGAGCAUUCCCUUGCUUUGAUGAGCCUUCCUUCAAAGCUUAUUUCACUUUACAAAUUUCGAUUCCUAAAGGAUAUUAUGUACUCAGUAAUGUGGGUUUAGAAUCGUCAGUACCAGUAAUGGGAGGUUGGACUAAAAAUAUCUUCAAAAAGAGUUUAAAAAUGUCACCAUAUCUUUUGGCGUUCAUUGUCUCUGAAUAUGUUGAAACCAAUAAAUCUGGCAGAGUAUCGGUAUGGACACGACCGCAAUUAAAAAAAUAUAUGGAAUAUGCACCUCCUGUUGGUGAAGCAGCUCUUAAAUUUUUGGAAAAUUUCACGAAAAUUGAUUAUCCUCUCGAUAAAAUGAAUUUAGUAUCCAUUCCAGACUUCGACAUGGGUGCUAUGGAAAACUGGGGUCUUGUCACUUUCAGAGAGUACGGUCUUACAUACAGUCAAGACUUGACACCAGCGACGUACAAACAAUACGUCAACAUCGUAAUAUCGCAUGAACUAGUACACCAAUGGUUUGGUAAUUUGAUUACCUGCGAAUGGUGGGACUAUACCUGGCUUAACGAGGGAUUUGCCGAAUACCUUGCAUAUCUAAUCAGUAGCGUGAGUGAACAUGAAUGGAAAUUUUCGGAGCAAUUCGUAAUCAAAGAGCUGCACGUAGGUUUAGAAUUCGACUCGGGCGAGUCUUCUCAUCCCAUGAAUAACGACGUAUCAACUCCUUCAGAGGCACAAGAUGGUUUUGACAAAAUUGCCUAUCAAAAAUCUGCCAGCGUUUUGCGGAUGUUACAUCAUAGCUUUGGGGAAAAAGUUUUUGUCGAUGCGAUUCAUUCUUAUCUUGACGCGAGAAAGUACGAUGUAGCACGACCAGAACAUUUUUAUAAAGCAAUAGAAGAUCGUAUGGCCAACGAGACGAAGAAACCUGGUGAUUUGUCAGUUGAUAUAACUACUGUUAUAACUAGCUGGACUGAGCAUGCGGGUUACCCAGUUGUCAAUGCCAAUCGUACAAAAGACAAAGUAACACUAACUCAGGAGAGAUUUCUAAUAUCACCUAUAGAUAAACUAAAAAAGAAUCAAACCUACUGGGUGCCAAUCACUUACACGACCGAAUCCGAGCAGAAUUUCAUUAAUACCGAACCAAAGUUAUGGCUCGCCAAUGAAUCGAAAGAAAUCACUGUACCAUCGAAAGACAAUUGGUUUCUUAUCAAUGUUCAAGAAAUCGGAUUUUACCGAGUAAACUACAAUUUAGAAAAUUGGCAGGCGCUGAUUAAUCUACUCAACAGCGAUAACUUUAAAACAAUCAUCGAGAUGAAUCGAGCCCAAAUAAUCGAUGAUUUAUUUAAUCUCGCCAGAACAAAUUACAUCAAAUACGAAGUUGCUUUUGAUGCAAGUAAAUACUUAGCAAGGGAAAUGGAGUACUUACCUUGGUCUGCGUACUUCACUGCUACAUCUUACAUUAGCCAACGACUCGAAGGCAACUCGAACAUAAAAGAGCUUUACAGGAAGCACGUCUUGGCUAUAAUUGACAACGUCUAUAAAAAACUUGGAUUCAAGGAUGACAUGGCUAAAGACAAUCACCUUAAACAGCUAAACAGAGAGCUUAUUACGAGUUGGGCAUGCAAGUAUGGCCACGAAGAUUGUGUAAAAAAAGCUAAAAACUAUUACAGCGAAAAAAGCACUGUUACACCAAACGUCGCAACUGCCGUUUACUGUACAGUUGUGGAGCAUGGAGAUAAUACACUGUGGAAUGAUAUGUGGAACAAAUAUGUAAAUGCACUUCUGGCAACAGAUUACCUCGCUAUUUUGAAAGGUCUUGGUUGCUCUAAAGAUGCUAAUGUUCUUGAAAAAUAUUUGGAACUUAUUGUGGAGCCAAAAUCAAAAAUUCGUAGACAAGAUGCAGCAACUGCUUUUUCGUCAGUCUAUACAGCUAGUUCAAUUGGAUUAAAUACUACCAUUAAAUUUUUCGUUAAUAAUCUUGAUAAGUUAUAUAAAUUUUACGGAGACUGGCAUGAUGUGGGUUCACUUCUUACGAGUUUAGCUGGACGAAUUUCCAGCCAGGAACACUUAAAAAUCCUUGAUGAAUUAUCGAUGGAUCCAAAAGCCACAGAUAUCAAGACGUCAGUAACAUCAGCCAUUAGGGUAGCGCGGAAGAAUUUCGCAUGGUUGAAUAACAAUGAAAUUUACAUUAGAAAUUGGCUUGAAGGAAACUACGUGAAACCGAAUAGUGCGUAUACUCAAGGUGCAGUUCUCACAUCCAUAUCUAUUAUACAAAUAAUUAUAUUUUUUGUUUGAAAAUUUAAAUUUUCUAUAAAUUAUAAUAGAAAUCUUUAUAUAAAGUAUCUAAAUAUUAUUUUUAAU
Phymastichus coffea is the source of this 8097-nucleotide messenger RNA. Its product is annotated as putative aminopeptidase-2. The record is from RefSeq and is a predicted model, not a curated record. Gene Ontology annotation, molecular function: peptide binding; metalloaminopeptidase activity; zinc ion binding. Bases 1 to 8031 code for a protein of 2676 amino acids. NCBI's taxonomy places the organism in Eukaryota, Metazoa, Arthropoda, Insecta, Hymenoptera, Eulophidae. The transcript is spliced from 31 exons. Gene Ontology annotation, biological process: proteolysis; peptide catabolic process. Gene Ontology annotation, cellular component: cytoplasm.